Messenger RNA from Sphaeroforma arctica JP610, 1911 nucleotides. RefSeq lists its product as hypothetical. NCBI's taxonomy places the organism in Eukaryota, Ichthyosporea, Ichthyophonida. The record is from RefSeq and is a predicted model, not a curated record. The transcript is spliced from 9 exons. The coding region runs from base 267 to 1877 and encodes 536 amino acids.
CUGAACUUCAGAAGUCAGUCAAAACUCUGAGAGGCACUGAGGCUGUCUGAGCGCAAUAUACCAAAUUGAAAAUAUACUAUAAAGGGACAGGGUGCAUAUUCAAUUGACUAUAGUGUACUAACCUGAAGUGUACUCGUUGGAGAAGUGUAUGAAUAUUCAUGUAUGAUUACUAUUCUAGCCAUAUCGGGGAGUGAUCGUUCUAGAAAAUUGGAAGAGCACUUCGCCAAAUUUCCACUACCAGAAGAUAAGCUGAAUUUGCAUUAAUCAUGUUCAAAGCUACAAAAGGCAAAAUGGUUGACUUUAAAAAUGUACAGCACAUGUCACAGUUGAUGGGGGACUUUAAUAUACAUUUGAACGAGCAGGUACCUACGCUGUUCACAGGGGACCUCCUUUCAGGGCAUCUCGGUUUGAAUCUCAAAUACACAUUCGACUAUGUGAGUCUGACCUGUUGGCUCAGGUGUGUUGCAGUGUACGGAGGUAGCGAACACGAGGUUUCAACUAUGCAACAAACGGUGAUAGACGAACCUGGUACCUUCUUAGCUGGCAAGUAUUCCGUGCCAUUCGAUCUUGUGGUUCCGGAAGGACCUCCCUCACUGUCCCUAGGGGAGGGUGGUGGGGAAGCCAUUGAGGUUAUCUGGAAGCUCUGUUUCACAGUCGCAAAGUUCACUGAUACAUCGACGGAUAUGGAGGAUACAGUGAAUGUGGUAGUAAAAGAAAUGGAAUGCAGGAUAGGUGUUAAAGCCGAUGAGAUAGAGGAUAAUGUUCAAACACAAGAAGACGCACUCGAAAUUGGGGGCAAAAGAAUUAAAAUGAGGUUGACAUGCCAACGUCAAGUGACACAGAAAAUGCAGGAUGAGACUGUGAAUGUAAAGGUGGACGUACACAACGAUACUGGCAAGAAGAUUGAUGCCGUAAAGAUGGUGUGCACACAAUGCGUCACUAUGAGAACCGGCGCUUUACAAAUGAAAAAAUCCAGGGGCAGUACACCUACACAAACCCCACCGCUGUCGCCCAUGUACUCCGGUAGUAUGGCAGGAAUCCCAAAGGUAAACACAACUCAAACUACCGAAGACGCUUCAGUUAAUCCAGCUGUCGCUGCAGCAUUGGCCUUCACGAGUUCAACAGGAGAACAAGCAGGUGCUCCGACCUGUGCAAUCCCGCCUACUUUCUCUCCCAGGGCAAGGAGAAGUAUGUUGUCGCCUCGUAACAGCAUUGCACGACUCUCCAGCUUUCUCGGGGAUGACAAUAAGUCCCCAACCGUGUCAUACACGACACAAUUUCAGAAGAGCAAACGUAUUUUGAAUAGCAGGGCAAGCGAGAUCAACUGCGUCAUGACAGUGCAUCCGACCGCCGAUGAUAUCCGGAAAAAGCACAUCGCCACAUCCCGCCUCAGCGUGCAGAUGGGUAAUGUGCGUUUGUCCCCAACGUCCACCCCAACCCGGGCAAGCCCGUUGCACAGUCCCAGACACAGCAUGGGCAAUAUACCGAACUCAGGCAAUACACAAAGCUCAGGCAAUGCCUCCCCAACUGGUACACCAAUGCCUGAUCAUGCGCUUCAUCAAACGCUCGCGCCGAUGAUGGUAAACAUGUGCCCGUCCUUCUCUUUCGAAUCAGAAGCUUUACAGCUUUCGGUCCAAUACUUCCUUGAGGGCAAGAUCAGUGUGAGCGAUACAUUCUCCACCAAAUCACUCCACGUUAAGGUUCCUUUGAUAUUGAGGACCUCGGCGCGACGCAGUGCGGACUCAUCACCAAGUACUUCUCCAGCACCAAAGUACUCCCCAACUGCAAGGAAAGCAAUAGGCUCACCAGCUACAAGGAGAGCAAUGGUCUCCCCAACUGCAAGGAGACCAAUGGGCUCUACAGCAACAAGAUUAUAAUAGUUGCAAUAAACCGUAUACAUGAAACAAUCGC